AUGUCCGAGAAUAUUAUCUGCUUCGCAUCGUGUUCACAUCCAAGCCAUCCAAGUAAAGACAUCGAAUACCGCCGUCUCUUCUCCGAACCGCUCACAAAGCCGGGCGGGACAAUCUCAUACGAAGGCUACCUUGGAGCCCUACAGCUCUACGGCCGAGAGGACCAACUUAUAAACAGCCACAAAGUACAUCGGUGCGAUAGGUGGGUAGCUCGAAACCCAGAGCUACACAAGAGAUACCAAGACCAGGCGCGUCGAGACGGAUAUAACCCAAGUGGCGGAUCCUCAAACGCCUUUACCGGCACAUAUCAUCCCAACCCUCCGCUAGGCGGACCCUUCUCACGACCAGGUCAUACCGACCCAGAAAUCCUCUUCCCACAUACCCCGCGACGUCAAGCGACGUCUACCGAAGACCAGGACGAACCAUUCUCCUCCACAAGUAGCGCCAACGCAGACACCAUGGCGCCUCCUCGACGUACCCCCCGCGACUCAAGUGGUCGCUUUACUCCCUCCGAGAACGCAGUCGCGGACUAUAAGGGAAAUGUACAGGCAAAGGCCGGAGAAAGUUCCCGGAACGCCAUUGGCGCGGCCGAAAAUGCACUUCUCUUGACCGAGGUGGUCAAGAAUCUCAUCAACUCUGGUGUUACCCCAGAGCUCAGCGAGAAAGCCAGCUCUAUCCUCACGUCCAUGGGAGAAAUUAAAGGACUAACCACCAGCCUCAACACGAUCAUUGGAUCCGUUAUUCGGGCCGCUCACUCUGGCGGCAGCGGAAGUGCCAGAGGCACAUCUAAAUUGUUUAACGACAAUCCUAUCCCCAUCGACCUUACCAAAUCUCCCUCUGUCCGAAAGAGACGCGCUACCGGUACACCCGAGCCCGACUAUGACGAAGACCUUCUUACGAUGUUUGACCUGCCGCUGUCAGCAGCCGCCCGCAUCGCGGGCAUCAGCAAGACCCUCGUCCCAUUGUUCGACAUGCCGCUCUAUCUCCCCAACCCAGGAUCGACCGCAGUGGCUUCCUACAUCAGCUCAAUCGCCGACAUCAACCUCUUCAACAAUGAAGCAAACACCCGCCGAUUGGCAAGAGAGACGGUCGCUUUCAUGAAGUCCCAGAGCUGGCAGCCCUCUGCUGGACUAGCCAUCCAGUACGAGCGACCUAUCACACCCGCAGAGGGCUUUGUCCCAUUGCAAGUUGUUGCAGACAAGCUGACCCAUUUGGGUCAGUCUUGGAAGCCGCUCACCAUCAACAACGGACACAAACGGCCACAGGUCAUUUCCGCCGACGAUGUCCGCCAGCGUAGCUGGGACACCUAUGAUCAAAUUGGUCAACCCCCCCCAAGAUAA
Molecule: messenger RNA, 1338 nt
Organism: Fusarium redolens
Lineage: Eukaryota; Fungi; Ascomycota; Sordariomycetes; Hypocreales; Nectriaceae
Exons: 2
Coding region: 1-1338 (445 amino acids)
Source: RefSeq, a predicted model, not a curated record